ACAUGGACAGUGAAACCACAGGCGAAUCUGUGGACCAAGGAAGACUGGCGAGCUAAAUUCAGUAACUACGACAGUGACCAGAGCGGCGGCAUCUCUAUGCGGGAGUGCAAGCGGCUGCUGCAGUAUGUCGGCCUGAACCCCACUGACGACGAAGUCCAAAAAUUCAUGAAAGAUGCCGACAAAAACAAGGACGACGAAGUUCAUUUCGAGGAGUUCUACGAGUAUGUGAAGACGCUACCAGACCCAACAGGAGAACUUCGUGUCGCCUUUGACAAGUACGACCGUAAUGGGGAUGGCUUCAUAGACAAGGAGGAACUCAGAGCGAUUCUGCAGAAUGGGAAGGACUGUUCACAAGAUGAACUGGAGAGUCUUUUCAAGCUAGUCGACGAUAAUGGUGACGGCAAGAUCGAAUAUGAAGAAUUCAUCAGGAUAUUCACGCAGACCUAGGAUGGAAAUGUUCAUUUACGUCACAUCUUGAAAACCUGUGAACCGAACAUUACUAGUUCCUGUACACACGAAUUUGACAUUCAACAAAACAAAAUAUAACCAGAAAUGUUAUCUAGAAAAAUAGCGAAUUGUAAUAGUCCUCAUUAGCAUUUUUUUUACAUAAACUAGACGACGUGCUGCUCAGUGGCGCUUUUUAAUAGUUAUAGCAAGGUUUACAGUAAUGCAAAUUCUAAGUUUCAGUUAUGCACCAGUCAAUUGUAACCACAGCACCACCCCCCCCCCCCCCCCCCUCCCAGGUCCAGGGGCUUUCCGGGGCCCCGUAGAGCCAGGUGAAUGCGGUGGUUUUGUUUUCGCUCCAAAAAAUGGGCCUUACCUUACCUAUGGUCUUUGGGGUGUAGGGGCAUUUGGUUUCACCAGCAGUUCGUCCUCGCAGGGCGGGAUUUUAACCCGGGCUUGUCUGGACCGAAAGUCAAAGUACCCGCUAUUUUUCCGGACCUGGGGCCGUGGUUACAAAUGACUGGUGCAUUAUACAGUGCUUUUUCUGUACAUAUUCGUACUUUAAUACCUAAAUCACGGAGCUAGUUGAUUCAUAAAGCAUGUUUCACUUGACCAAUAGGGUCGUUUGCUUAACGGAGACCAAUUCAGGUUGCAUGGACGUUUCACCGUUGUUAUGGCGACAAAGUGCUCAUAUAUUAUGGUGCAUAGAGAAUCAAUUUUUGUUUCAUGUAAAUGUUUUAAAAUUCCAACAUCAUGUAAUAUGCAAUAAAGUCAUGAACAUACAUUUAUACGGAGUAAAACGAGUGCGUUUUUU
This is a messenger RNA of Mya arenaria, 1258 nucleotides long. RefSeq names its product squidulin-like. The record is from RefSeq and is a predicted model, not a curated record. Bases 97 to 447 code for a protein of 116 amino acids. Gene Ontology annotation, molecular function: calcium ion binding. The transcript has 6 exons. NCBI's taxonomy places the organism in Eukaryota, Metazoa, Mollusca, Bivalvia, Myida, Myidae.